Molecule: messenger RNA, 1380 nt
Organism: Fusarium poae
Lineage: Eukaryota; Fungi; Ascomycota; Sordariomycetes; Hypocreales; Nectriaceae
Exons: 1
Coding region: 1-1380 (459 amino acids)
Source: RefSeq, a predicted model, not a curated record
AUGGUUCGCUUUACUCCGUUGGCAGCUCUGGCUUUAGUGCCUGUUGCUCAAGCACGAUUUGACUGGCUGUAUGCACGAGACACCAUUGCGCAGUGCCCCCCGUGCACCAUGGAGGGCGAGGCUCAAGAAUGUUCUUACACGGUGACAGUUACCGAACCAGCUGGGCCCUACGAGACCGUUACUAUCUCUAAUCCCAAGGGCUCUUAUCACACAGUCACAGUCACAGAGUACGGCCAGCCUGGCAAGACUGUCACUAUCACUCAGAACUAUCAGGAGCCCGUGACCAGGGUUGUAUACGUCAGCCAAGGUGAAACUCUCAAUCCCACCAAGGAGACCGUUACCGUCACUGCUCCCGGCAAGGUUGUUACCGUCACAAAGACAGAGACCAGCGAGCAUGUUGUCACCAAACAAGUGAACGUGUAUCCCGGCCCUGAAAAUUCGAACGGCAACGGAUACAACCCCGGUCCCAAGACAGUAACCAUCGGCAACGGAUAUCCCGCCCCCAGCGCUGACUCCCCUGGCUAUGAUGGAGCAGUUGUCACCAAGAUUGUUGGGGGUGGAGAUGACGUGGAAUACCCCGACGACGCUCACACUGUCACUGUUAUCGACGAUGGAAAGGUCAAGACCUUGACAUACACGGACGGUCACUACAACACCGUUAUCAACACUGUGACUCUGAAGGAUGGAAAGAAGAUCGUCAAGACUGUCACUGCCGAGAACACAAACAACUAUGUUAUCACCAAGACCACCCACGAAGGUGGCAAGUACCAUACCGUCAUCGUCAAACCGGAGCCGACCGUCAGUACUAUCACUGAUGAUAACGGCGACUACAUUACCACUAUUAUCGAAACUCCUCACACAUAUACCUUGACCGCUCCUAUCCGUUAUGGGUCACCCAGCCCGACCGACGAUGACUGCGAGACUAUCACCAGGACUGCAACCUACACAGGCCAGCCUGAAGUCGAAAUCAUCGUUUACGAUCCUGAGUCUGGUGAUUCCACUUGCACAAAGGAAGACGGCCAGCCUUGUCACCCUGACUACGAGAACGACAAGACUGGCUAUGAUGACAACGGCAAGGACCAGGAGGAUGAUGACAGCAAGGGUCAAUAUGAGGUUCCUGCGUACACCAAAGUUCAGAGCGGCAGUGACGGCUACAACUCAAACGUCCCUGUCUACACCAAGAUCCGCACUUAUGGCAAUGGUGACACCUACACUGAGGUCUACGGUGCUGAUCCAACCGGAUGCGAAUCAUUUGCUGUCUCCACCAGCAUAGCAACCGUUUACAACACCGUGGUGGUGACUGUUGAGCCUUCAAGUACCCUGGCUUCUGACAAACGAGUCCCAAAGAAGGCUCGUUCACCUCUCUCUGUUCGGUGGUGA